CGAAAAAGGCAAUGAAUGAAUAAUAGAAAAAUUCCAACAGCAAAGUGUGUUGGGUUUGGACUUUGGAGUGGAGUGUGUAUGUGUUUUGUUUUCCCUCUCUUAUUUUGAUUUAUCCAUCCAUCCAUCCAUCCAUCCAUAUAAGAUUAGAUUACUUGUUUUGGGGAUGUCUUAGGAGAAUGGUCUUUGUUCGUUGGGUGUAGUUUUAUUUCUCCAUUUUACCAAAAUAAUGAAACAAACAGACACAAUACACAAACAAAGGUCAUCAUCAUGGUGAUACAUUCAAUUCAAAAAGAAAACCCUAGCCAAUCACUAUUUAUUUUUUUAAUUAUUAAAAAAGAAAAUUCGUAGAAAAAAAAAGCGGUAGAGAGAGGGAGGGUCAUGUAUGUCAUAAGGGGGGGUCAACUAAAAACAGAAGCUGCUCUGCUCACCUCAUUCAUUCAUUUUCACACAUACAUACCACGGAAGUCCCAUAAGAAGAGAAGCUAGAUAACACUAACUAACAUAUUAACAUUAACCCGUGUGUGUGUGUGUGUUUGUUUAUUCAGAUCUAUGAAUGUAGUAGUAGUAGUAGUGUAGAAACAAGAAGAAACAAGAUGAAUGAUCCAAGUAGCCUCCACUUGAAGAAGGAACUUACUCAAAUUCGAAAGGCUUCUCGUGUCUUGAGGGAUCCCGGCACUACUUCUUCCUGGAAAUCCACCACUUCCAGAUCUGCCACUGCUGCUCCAUUAUUCUCCAGGAAUAAUCAUAAUCAUAUUCAUCCUUCUCCUUCUCCUUCUGGGAAUAACAACAACAAGAAAGUGUUCUUAUACAACUGGAACAACUACAAAUCAUCACCAUCCUUCAACCACCUUCAACAACAAGAUGACCACUCUUCCUCCUCAUCCCUUCUUGCUAGUUUAGAAGACGGUUUCAGCGACGCUCCCAACAACCUUAUUGUUGAUUCUAAGAGUGACGCUACUGGGACCCGCUCUUCCUUUUUCCCUAAUUCAAAUCCCAAAAGAACAAUUCCUCUUCAUCUUAAUAAGAAAAAAAAGAACAAGCCAAAAAACAAGCCAUUGCUCCUACUACCACGCCAUUCAAACAAUCAUCAUCAUCAUCACUCCGACGAUGACGAUGAUUAUUCUAACUCCAUUUCCGGGGCUUCUCCUCUUCUUCUCAAACUCAAAAACCGCAGCAAUUCCUCCAACUUCAUCACAAAAAUAAGAAGCUCCAAAGAUGAUGAUUCUUCUUAUACCUAUAGUACCCCUGCAUUGUCGGCUACCUCUUUCAACAGGUACUGUCGCCGUUAUCCAAGCACCGUUGGAUCCUUUGACGGCACAACAACCUCAAUGAAUGACGGUGAUGACGAGAUUGACGAUGAUCAUUUGGAUCUGCCUGGUCGUCAAGGAUGUGGUAUUCCUUGCUAUUGGUCUAAGAGAACAACGCCCAGAAAUAGAGUUGCUGGCUGUGGCAGUUGUUGUUCUCCUUCCCUCUCUGACACUUUCAGAAGGAAAGGUAGAAGCAUUCUCUGUGGAACCCAAUCUAUGUAUUCCAGACACUGCAGAUCCUCUUCUUCCACUUCACUGCCGCACAACCGGAGAAUGCAUUUGAGGAAUACUCGCGGAGGAGGAGGUGUUGUUCCUCUCCUCACUAGCCCUAGCAGUGGUGAUGUUAGACGGGGUUCCUCGUCUAUUGGAAUUGGUAGGAGUAGGACCGAUGAUGAACUUUCUACUAACUUUGGUGAACUUGAUCUUGAGGGAUUGAGCAGACUUGAUGGAAGAAGGUGGUCUUCCAGUUGUAGGAGUCAAGAGGGUUUGGAGAUUGUCCCUCUCAAUGAGGAUGAAGAAGGCUCCUCCGAAAAUGGUAGGAGUUUCAGCCAUAAGUAUAAGCCUUUGUUCUUUGGUGAAAUCAUUGGUCAGAAUAUUGUGGUUCACUCACUCAUCAAUGCUGUUUCCAGGGGCAGAAUUGCUCCUGUCUAUCUUUUUCAAGGUCCCCGCGGGACUGGCAAAACAUCUACUGCUAGGAUAUUCGCCGCUGCCUUGAAUUGUGUAGCUUCUGAUGAAGGUAAGCCUUGUGGAUACUGCAAGGAAUGUGCUGAUUUCGUUUCUGGCAAGAGCCUUGAUCUGCUGGAAAUUGAUGGAACUAGUAAGAAAGGAAUUGAUAAAGCUAGAUAUCUUUUGAAAAGAUUGUCGGUUGGGUCUUCUACGGAGGCAUCCUCGCGAUAUACUGUUUUUGUUAUUGACGAGUGUCACCUGUUAACCUCCAAGACAUGGCUGGGAUUUCUCAAGUUUCUCGAAGAACCACCCCAGCGAGUUGUAUUCAUAUUUAUAACAUCCGAUCUUGACAAUGUACCACGAACAAUACAGUCUCGAUGCCAGAAGUACCUUUUCAAUAAAAUUAAAGAUGGGGAUAUUGUGACCAGGUUAAGGAAAAUAUGUACUCAGGAGAACCUCGACGUGGAAACAGAUGCACUGGACCUUAUUGCCAUGAAUGCAGACGGUUCACUUCGGGAUGCAGAGACAAUGUUAGAGCAGCUUAGUUUGCUGGGGAAAAGAAUCACUACUUCUCUUGUCAACGAACUUGUGGGAGUUGUUUCAGAUGAAAAACUAUUGGAACUUUUGGAGUUAGCAAUGUCCGCAGACACUGCAGAGACGGUGAAAAGGUCCAGAGAAUUGAUGGACUCAGGAGUUGAUCCAAUGGUUUUGAUGUCACAACUAGCUGGGCUUAUUAUGGACAUCAUUGCUGGAUCAUAUGCAGUCGUUGAUACCAAAUCUGACGGUUCAUUCGUCGGUGGUCGGAGUUUGAAUGAAACGGAGUUGGAGAGGUUAAAGAAUGCUUUGAAGCUUCUCUCAGAGGCUGACAAACAGUUAAGGACUUCCAGUGAACGCUCAACAUGGUUUACAGCAACUCUUUUACAGCUUGGUUCCGUACCUUCUUCAGAUCAUACUCAGUCAAGCAGCAGCAGGAGGCAGAGCUGCAAGACAACUGAAGAUGAUCCAUCAAGUGGUUCAAGAGAUAUUUCUUCUUUCAAGCACAAAUCAGACCUCCAAUAUAUGUCUCAAAAGUCAACACCCACUGCUUCCCACCUAAAAGCAGUAAAUGACAGUUCCAGGCUUCAAAUGGAUAUACCCUCAAAAAUUAACGGUUUCAGCUUGAAAUCAAAGCCGUCAAAUAGCCCGGUUAUAGAUGAUGGCUCCACAGUGGUCUCGUCGGAUGAUCUUAUUGUUGGGAAUACAAUGUUUAGAUGCAUAGAUUCAGGGAAGUUAUGUGACAUAUGGGCAUGUUGUAUUGAGAGGUGCCACUCUAAGACAUUAAGGCAGCUGCUACACGAUCACGGAAAGCUUGUGUCCAUAUCUGAAGUUCAAGGUGUUCUUGUAGCAUAUGUUGCAUUUGGGGACAAAGAUGUUAAACUUAGGGUUGAAAGGUUUCUAAGUAGCAUUACAAACUCCUUGGAAAUUGUUCUUAGACGCAUUGUGGAGGUCAGAAUUAUCCUCUUGCCAGAUGGUGAAGGUGAAAAACAUGUUAAUCUGCCGGGUCUAAAGCAAAGUGCAUCAACAUUAGCAAGUGAGGACGAACAAAGGCGAGAUCAAUCUGUCAUGGGUUCAUCAGAUAUUCUGACCGAAGGAAAUGGCGUUAAGGAAAGAAGACGGGAUAAUCCAGUGCAGAGAAUUGAAUCCAUCAUUCGUGAGCAGAGAUUGGAAACUGCCUGGUUGCAGGCUGUAGAAAAAGGUUCCCCUGGAUCGCUGAGUCGUUUGAGACCUGAGAAGAAUCAAGUCCUGCCUCAAGAUGGUGUCUAUUGUGUAAACCCUAUGGAGUCCAUGGAUUCAACAAGAUAUUCCUCUCAUCAGCAUAUGGAUGAUGAUAAAAAUAGUGAUCUUAAAAUUUUGAGCCUUAAAAAUGGAAGGGUUCUACAGAAGGAUCAGAGUAGUAAAAGAGUCGACAGUUAUCCCAUGUCCCCAAGUAUAUUGCAUGACAGCAGUUUAGCAAUAAUGUCUGGAAAAGAUAACCCGGGUUAUGAAUCGGGUUCGGGAGCUGGAGGUUGUGGGUUUUUAUGUUGGAAUAAAAAGUCGAAGACUAAAAGGGCAGUGAAGUUUGAUUGAACUUGUUGAAAGCAGAUAAAAGGUACCCCAGUUGGAGGAUCGCGUAAAGUUGCGCGUUCUACAUUGUUUGGUGAGUGUGGUAAGAGGAAGAAAAAGGAGGGUAAAAGGUGAUAAGGGGGCAUUGGAUGGAUAUUCUUUUUCCUUUUUUUAGUAGAAAUUUUCCCUACUUUUUAUUUCUUUAUUUGAUUGGGGCUAUUCUUCAAGGAUGGGAGUGUGAAAUGUGAAGGUUUUAUGUUGUUCAGCAGCUUCUACUUCUGUUCUCCUUUUUCUCCAUCCUUUGUUUAUGAAAUUAAUAAAGAGGAACAGUGUAACCUUUCUUUUUUACUUCAUAAUCGUAAUUGCUUUAAUA
Messenger RNA from Trifolium pratense (red clover), 4428 nucleotides. Its product is annotated as protein STICHEL. Gene Ontology annotation, biological process: DNA-templated DNA replication; DNA repair. The transcript has 6 exons. Gene Ontology annotation, molecular function: ATP hydrolysis activity; DNA clamp loader activity; DNA-directed DNA polymerase activity. The coding region runs from base 594 to 4079 and encodes 1161 amino acids. The record is from RefSeq and is a predicted model, not a curated record. NCBI's taxonomy places the organism in Eukaryota, Viridiplantae, Streptophyta, Magnoliopsida, Fabales, Fabaceae. Gene Ontology annotation, cellular component: nucleus; DNA polymerase III complex; DNA replication factor C complex.